AUGGCGGCCCCUGGUGAUCAACGGAUCGCUGUUCCUAUUGACGAUCCCAACGCAGACACAGAGUGGAACGACAUCCUGCGAAAACAUGGAGUCAUUCCCGAAAAGCCACCAAGUCCUACUCCCAUGAUCGAGGAGGCUAUUCUCCAAGGGAGAAGACUGGCGCAUGAGAAUCGGCUCGAGGGUAAAGAUCUCGACGAGCUGGACGAGCUAGAGGAUUUCGAAGACGAUGAAUUUCUGGACCAAUAUCGCCAAAAACGAAUGGCAGAGCUCAACAACCUGCAAAAAAAGUCCAUCCACGGCAGCGUGUAUCCAAUAUCGAAGCCAGAUUACCAGCGCGAAGUUACAGAGGCAUCCCAGAAGGGGCCUGUAUUCGUCAAUUUGACGUCGGGUACAGGGACCAAUGUGGAAUCGCGAGUUCUGUCAGAGCUCUGGAGACAGGCUGCCAACGAAUAUGGAGACGUCAAGUUUUGUGAAAUCAGAGCAAACCAAGCGAUUGAGAACUACCCAGACCGGAAUUGCCCCACGAUUCUGGUCUACAACAACGGGGAAAUUGUUAAGCAGGUAGUAACACUAGUGACCCUUGGAGGUGUCCGAACGAAUAUGCGCCAUAUAGAUAAUCUUCUUGUGGAAGUCGGCGCGGUUUCAGAGUCGGAUAUGCGCAUUAUAAAGAGACGGCAAGCUGCCGAGGAUGCAGAGGAAGAACGACUUGCCGGCAAGAGCAUAAAGACUGGCACGGCGGGCCGAUCAAGAAACAAUGAUGAAGAUGACGACGACUGGGACUAA
This is a messenger RNA of Metarhizium brunneum ARSEF 3297, 783 nucleotides long. It is a transcript of the gene PLP2, whose product is annotated as Phosducin-like protein 2. Gene Ontology annotation, cellular component: cytoplasm. NCBI's taxonomy places the organism in Eukaryota, Fungi, Ascomycota, Sordariomycetes, Hypocreales, Clavicipitaceae. The record is from RefSeq and is a predicted model, not a curated record. Gene Ontology annotation, biological process: protein folding.